Messenger RNA from Radiomyces spectabilis, 2305 nucleotides. RefSeq lists its product as uncharacterized. The coding region runs from base 114 to 2039 and encodes 641 amino acids. Lineage: Eukaryota; Fungi; Mucoromycota; Mucoromycetes; Mucorales; Radiomycetaceae. The record is from RefSeq and is a predicted model, not a curated record. The transcript is spliced from 7 exons.
UUCCUUGAUUGUAUUGUAUAAAAGAAACAAGUGAUUGCGUAGCUCCUUUUUUUUGUGACAUACUACUUUUUUUCAUUUGUUCACGAAACUUUCUUUUUUUCUGUGUGUGUAUCAUGUUGAACCCGACCCAACAACGGCCAGUUCGUAUUGGAUGUUACUCUGCCUUUUGGGGAGACUCAGCCGCGGCUGCUGUUCAGCUCGUCCAACAUGAAGGUGCCAAUCUCGAUUAUCUUGUGGCAGAUUAUCUGGCUGAAAUUACAAUGGGAAUUUUGGCUGCCCGACGUAAACGCCGUAUGAUGCAAGGCAAAGAAGGCCGAGGGGUAGAUUUCAUCAACGAAUUUCUAACCCUUGUCUUACGCCGAAUCCUUCCGGACAUUGCGAAGAACGGGACCAAAGUGAUAACGAAUGCGGGUGCCUUGGACCCGGUUGGAUGCAAGCAAGCCAUCGAAAAGCUUUUGAAAAAAAUGGAUAUCACCGGCAUCAAAGUCGCCGCCGUGAUCGGAGACGACGUAUUGACAGAUAAAGAAACCGCUACGCUCGGCUCGUUCAAGGAAAUUCACUCAUUCUCUGCCAUUUCUGCCGUGAACCAUCACUUGGAUGCCGACCGAUUGCCGAAUUUAGACGAGCCCAUCGUGUCACUGAACGCAUAUUUGGGCUGCAAAGGCGUCGCCGCCGCCCUCGAUGCAGGCGCUCAUAUCGUUGUAACGGGCCGUGUAGUCGAUUCAGCCCUGGUGGUGGGACCUCUCAUGCAUGAAUAUCAAUGGUCACCACAACAACCCAAUUUUUACGACCUACUGGCGUCGGCUUCUUUGGCAGGUCAUAUCAUCGAGUGUGGUUGCCAGUCCACCGGUGGCAAUUUCACUGAUUGGAGGCUGGCAGCCAAUUCCCCUUACGGAGGCUAUGCCAAUAUGGGCUAUCCCAUUAUCGAAUUCGAUCGAAACGGCGAUUUUAUUGUCACCAAGCCCGAAAAAACGGGCGGCUUGGUCACACCGGCGACGGUCUCCGAACAAAUGGUGUAUGAAAUUCUUGAUCCGGCGCUUUACCUUUUACCGGAUGUCAUUCUUGAUAUGCGAUUAGUCAAGCUUAGCCAAAUCGGUCAUAAUCGUGUCCUUGUUCAAGGCGCUAAAGGUAGUCAACCCACCCCCUGGUUAAAAUGUUCUGGUAUCUUUAUCGAUGGCUGGAAACUCAGCGGCGAAUUGCUUAUCGGCGGUUUCGAAGCCAAACAAAAGGCGAUUGCUGUGGGUGAAGCCAUCAUCCAACGUGUGCGUGGCAUGUAUAAAGAACUGGGUAUCGACGAUUUUCGCAAUGUCAAUAUUGAACCUUUGGGUGCCGAAGUACUUUAUGGCCCCAACGCGUCUGCUAACCAUCAAGCUCGUGAAAUUGUGUUGCGACUGACGGCUCACCAUGAUGAUCCAAAAGCCCUGGGCCUAUUUGCCAUGGAAAUGAUUCCUUCGGCUACUUGUAUGGCACCUGGUAUCACUGGCAGUGGCACCGGUCGACCCAAGUCUAUUCCUAAUUUGGUACAUUUCCCUUGUCUUUUACCUAAAAAUGAAGUGCGUACCGGCGUGGUGGUUGGCGAUGGGGCCACGCAGUGGGUCGAAUGGGAUGCAUGGGAUCUUCACGAGAGCUUUGGCAAGCCUGUUUUCGUGCCUACCAUUCCUGAUGUGAACCUCGAUGCCGCGGGACCUUUGGUGAAGACCAAGCUGAUUAAUGUAGCCUAUGGUCGAAGCGGUGAUAAAGGCGAUGUAUGCAAUGUCGGAAUCAUUGCCCGGGACCCCAAAUUCUUGCCAUUUAUCAAGCGGUCGCUCCAGGAGAAGGUAGUCGCUGAUUACAUGAAGCAUUUAUGCAAAGGUACCGUCACACGUUUUGAGCUACCUGGAUCGAAUGCUUUGAACUUCGUCUUGACACGGUCCUUGGGUGGAGGAGGACUUAGUUCGCUUAUCAUCGAUCGCCAGGGAAAGACAUUCGCUCAAUUGUUAUUGAGCGGUCUGGAUGUCGAAGUUCCCGCGCAGAUGGUGCCAGCGGAUGCCAAACUUUAGGGCACUACGUUUAUACCAUUCUUCAAAAAUAGCUAUUUCCAUGGAUUUCCAUGGCCUUCAUUUCAAAUUGUUGAAAUAAUUUGUAGGGCUCUCUAUCCAAUUUUUUUUUCCGUUUUCUCACGUCUACUGCUGGCAAUUGUUUUGUGAUACGUAAAGUUGAUUUUCCUUGUUUUGUUCAAUAAAAAAGAUUGGUCUUCCGUAUUUGAGAAUAAAAAAGUGUCCCCAUUUUGUACCACACUGCCACCGUGGCACGCAUUAAAUAGGUC